AUGGCGCCCGGCGACGGCGCCGAUCUCUCGCACGUCCGUCGCGGGACCGCGCGCCGGGCGCCCGCGACGUCGGGGACGGGCGACGGACGCCGCGAGCGCGUGGAGCGGUUCCACGGCGCGUUCGAGGGGGGAUGGAGCGCGGGACACUUUAAUUCCGUGGGCACGGCGGAUGGGUGGACGCCGCGGACGUUUCGAAGCGGACGACGAACGAGGGCGGAUGAGACGUCGAGGGAACAGCGCGUGGAAGAUUUCAUGGAUGAGGAUGAGAUCCGAGAGCGGCGAGCGACGGUGUUGAGGACGAGGGAAGGAUUCGAUACGUUUGGCGACGGCGCGCGAGAACGCGGUCGCGAGGCGGGACGGCGCGCGGCGGAACGAGACGAACGUGGCGUCGGUGGAGAGAUGGUGAGCGGUGAUAUUGGGGGGUCGUUUGAGGUUGCGGAUUUGCUGGUGGUCGGCGAGGCGUACGGGAUCGGAAGGGCGUUGUUGAGAAAGUUGGGACGGGCUCGGCGGAGAGCGCGAGACGUCGUCGUGGACGGCGAAGACGAACGCGCGGUGGAGCGGUCAGAGAUCCCGAGAUACGUCGUCGAUCCGAAGAAUGAUCGAAAGGGCUUGGGAUACGACGCGUUCGCGGGGGCGGAGGAAUUUCGAGACGCCGCGAUGCGGCGGCGGAGGGCGAUGGAGGACGAAAACUCUGGACGCGCUCGCGGACGUCGUCGAGGCGAGGCGUUCGGCGUGAGCGUGUUCGAGGAGGAGGACGAGGCUUUGUAUGACGAAGAUAAGCCGAAAUCAAGCGAAUACGUGUUCGAAUUGGACGACGAUGACGACGUCAACAUCGAGGGCCGGGACGAUUUCGGUGCGAGACGAGCGCCGGGUGCGACGCUCGCGCUCGGCGCUGCGCUUCCGAACGACUGCGUCGUGCGAGGAUUCAAGGUUUCCUCAGACACGCUCGCGCCACCAAAGUGGUUUGAGCCGCCCGUUGUGCCGAGAAAUUAUCAACCGCGCGCUCCCGUCGCGCCGAGAGCGGCGCGAGCGACGACGGUGCAGCCAACGCUGCCUCCCGAGGCGCCAGCGCCGGCGGAUGUGGAGCGACGCAAAGUCAUCGACACCUUGGCCACGUUCGUCGCGAAGCACGGUAAGCAGUUCGAGGACAUGGCCAAGGCGCGACAGGGUGAAGACGAUGAAAAAUUUUCGUUUCUCUUUGGCGGGCGCGACUCCGGGUAUUACAAGUGGAAAUUGGCCAAGGCGGCCAUUGAGGCAAACUCUGAGGCGUCGGUGGCUCCGGAGAGACGCGCGCGACCGCUCGGGAUGGAGGACAGGGCGAAGCUCUUAGGUGAGGAGUUGUUACCUUCGACCGUCAGUUCCUUAGGCCGCGGCAGCACGGUGACCGCGCCGAAUCCAUCCGCGCGCGAGCCGCCGGCGAGGCAGAAGUUCUCAAUCGACGGUAUCGACGCCAGCGAUCGUGAGCGCAUUCAGAAACUCUUGAGCAAGACGUUCACCACCGGCGGGGUCGUGCAAUCGGACAAGAUCGAACAAGUUGGAUUGCACGUUCUCGAGAAGAAUAAGCCAAAGAUAGAGCCGCACAAGCGUGAAGUGGACGAUAGCGCCGCACUCGUUACGCAGAUGCCGCUCGUCGCCUCUCGCUCAUCCAUGGAGUGGGCCCCGGAACCGUUGCUGUGCAAGCGUUUUGGAAUCCAGGAUCCGUUCGCGAACAGAGCGCGUCCGGACGUCACGCGAUACAAGUUCCGCUCGGAUGGUAUCUCACUGGACGCCACGCACGCAAAGGCGCGCGAAGAGGCACCGAAGUACCUUGACGUGCCGCCACCUCCUCCGGCUGCGAAGAAAAAGACGGAGGUCCCGCCGCCGCCUCCAGUGCCUGCCGCGUCCAAGAGUGUCAAGGUCCCGCCGCCACCGCCACCGCCGGCUGCUGCGGCGACGGUGGCGUUUGUCGAGAAACCGAUGUGUCUCUUCAAUGCGAUAUUUGAAGACUCCGAUGAAGAAGCAGAGGAAGACGAUAACGAGACGGAGGCUGACGUCGACGUCAUCAAGGCGGCCCUCACGAAACCUGACUCACCGCGUGUGCCCGCGCCAACGCCUGCCGCAGCGCCCGUGUGGUCGUCGGCCGUGAUGACCAAACCCGCAGAGGAUGAACGCACUCGCAAACAGAAACGAGAGCGUGAAUCCAAAUCCCGGAAAAGGAAAAAAGAAAAGAAAGAGAAGAAAGAGAAGAGGCGCCCGCGAGACGAUCGAAAGCAUAGAAAACAUAGAAAGCGCUCGAGGCGCGAUUACGACUCGAGUUCGAGCUACACUAGUGAUUGA
Ostreococcus tauri is the source of this 2316-nucleotide messenger RNA. Its product is annotated as SWAP/Surp. The record is from RefSeq and is a predicted model, not a curated record. Lineage: Eukaryota; Viridiplantae; Chlorophyta; Mamiellophyceae; Mamiellales; Bathycoccaceae. Gene Ontology annotation, cellular component: nucleus. The transcript has a single exon. Bases 1 to 2316 code for a protein of 771 amino acids. Gene Ontology annotation, biological process: mRNA processing. Gene Ontology annotation, molecular function: RNA binding.